AUGACUCAACAGCCAUCGAUAGUAUCAGAUAGAGUUACCUUCAAUGUCUGCGGAACUCGAUUCGAAAUACCACGGUCAUUAGUUUUAAGAUACCCAAAGUCAAAACUAGCAGCGCUCGCAGAAUCUGAUAACGAAAUUAUUCUGGAUCAUAAUCCAUUGGCAUUCAGUUGUAUACUCGAUUACCUUAGAUAUGGGAAAUUGUAUGUACCAAAUAAUGUAGCAAAAGAAGUGGUAGAGUUACAAAUCAAAGGAUUUGAAAUACCAUACAGGGAUGUCAUAGAAAAUAACGAAAUGGAGGCAGAGCUUCCGUCAUAUGAAGCUGCUCUGAGUGCAUUUCCAAGCGCUUACACGGAGGAGAGAACGUUGCUUAGAAAUACUGUUUAUGCUAAUGCUUACAGAAGAUUAAACACUCUAAUCCAGGACAUUGUUCUCCCCUACCUCAAGAGACACGCAAAACGAGGUCACCAUAGUGUGACCCUUUACUUGAUUCCUGAGACUCUCAGACCAUCUACCAUUUCAUCUGAGCUUUCCACGGAUUCUGCACAUGAAUGGAUCUCCUUGCCAGUUGCGAUGAUAACUAAUCUCGAUUCGGACGAAAUUAAUGAUAAAGCUAACGCUGACUUACCUGACCUAAUCUUCCUUCUACAGGGCAACACGUUGGGCAUCUUGCAGGAGAUGUUACUGAGCAGAAGUGGAGUCAGAGAAGUCAAAGUUAAGAGGGAGGAGAUCAGCUAUAGAACAGAGAACGAGUUCGGGUUAAUUUUUUCGAAAAGUCUAGAGAUAGUUGAAAUUCUUGUUGGGAUUGUUUAG
Molecule: messenger RNA, 810 nt
Organism: Paraglomus brasilianum
Lineage: Eukaryota; Fungi; Glomeromycota; Glomeromycetes; Paraglomerales; Paraglomeraceae
Source: the annotation of a GenBank genome assembly